Molecule: messenger RNA, 1359 nt
Organism: Nerophis lumbriciformis (worm pipefish)
Lineage: Eukaryota; Metazoa; Chordata; Actinopteri; Syngnathiformes; Syngnathidae
Source: RefSeq, a predicted model, not a curated record
AUGGCUGGAUAUCUGAAAGUCCUCAGCACAGUGUCGAGGUCUGCCGCCGCAGCCUUUUCCAGAAGCCCCGCGGUGCUCGCCCCGGCCGCUCAGUGUCAGACUUUUCAACAACGAAACUAUGCCGACAAACGCAUCAAAGUGGCCCAGCCUGUGGUGGAAAUGGACGGAGAUGAGAUGACCAGGAUCAUCUGGGAGUUCAUCAAGGAGAAGCUCAUCCUGACCAACGUCGAUGUUGAGCUAAAGUAUUACGACCUUGGGCUGCCAUACAGAGACCAGACUGAUGAUCAGGUGACCAUCGACUCGGCUCUGGCCACGAAGAAGUACAGCGUGGCAGUUAAAUGUGCCACCAUCACACCCGACGAAGCCAGAGUGGAAGAGUUUAGCCUGAAGAAGAUGUGGAAGAGCCCCAAUGGUACCAUCAGAAACAUCCUGGGGGGCACAGUCUUCCGGGAGCCAAUCAUCUGCAAGAACAUUCCCAGGCUUGUUCCCGGCUGGACGCAGCCAAUCACCAUUGGCAGACAUGCUUUCGGUGAUCAGUACAGAGCAACUGACUUUGUUGUGGACACGCCUGGCAAGUUCAAGAUCAUCUUUUCACCUGCCGAUGGCAGCGCGGGCAAGGAAUGGGAAGUGUACGACUUCCCUGCAGGUGGCUGCGGAAUGGGCAUGUACAACACAGACGAAUCCAUAACGGGCUUUGCACACAGUUGCUUCCAGUAUGCCAUUAACAAGAAGUGGCCGCUUUACAUGAGCACAAAGAACACCAUUCUUAAAGCUUAUGAUGGCAGAUUUAAAGACAUCUUUGAGGACAUCUUUCAAAAGCACUACAAGCCCGAAUUUGACAAACUGAAGAUCUGGUACGAGCACAGGCUUAUCGACGACAUGGUCGCUCAAGUACUGAAGUCUUCCGGAGCCUUUGUGUGGGCGUGCAAGAACUACGACGGUGAUGUUCAGUCUGACAUCCUCGCACAAGGUUUUGGUUCUCUUGGACUAAUGACAUCCGUGCUGGUCUGUCCUGAUGGCAAGACUAUUGAGGCGGAGGCUGCCCACGGCACUGUGACCAGGCACUAUCGCGAGCACCAGAAGGGAAGGCCGACUAGCACGAACCCCAUUGCUAGCAUCUUCGCCUGGACCAGAGGCCUGGAGCACCGUGGAAAACUUGACGGAAAUCCCGACCUUAUCAAGUUCUCCCAGACUCUGGAGCAUGUAUGCGUAGAGACAGUAGAGAGCGGCACUAUGACAAAGGAUCUCGCUGGCUGCAUCCAUGGGCUGUCGAACGUCAAGCUGAAUGAGCACUAUGUCAAUACCACGGACUUCCUUGACGCCAUCAAGACAAAUUUGGAUAAAGCCCUGGGCAAAUGA